CAUCGACCAACCCUAUAAUAAUACUAAUAUUUACAAUAGGUUUCCUACGGAUUUCGUAGGACCCCUAAGAAUAAUGCAUUUUACUUGCAGUGAGCAGAUCAUAUGAAGUCCCAUUGUUAUGCUGAGUUAUGAUUAUAUUAUUAUGUAUAUUAUAUAUUACUGUGGAAAGUAACUAUUGCGUUACUUUCAAGUACAUUUUCAAAUACUCAUGUGUCAAAUAAUUUGGACACCAUCUCCACCACUCUUUAAUCUGAACUCAAAAUACGUGUGCAUGUUCGUGUGCAUGCAGCGUUGAAAGAUGUUUGAAUUACUUGACACCGCCGGGCUCCAGACUGUGACCAAAUUAGUGGUGUACGGUAUAAACGGUAUAGAACGUUCACCGGUGUGAAUUUGCACUAGGGUAUGGAUUUUGACGUUACCGUGUGACCGGUAGACAUUGUUGUGUAUAACGCGUUAUAAACUAAGUAACACGUUAAUCCAAUAACGUAACUACUUUUUCAUUUAAAAAGUAAAGUGACGCGCAACUACUGAAAAUAUGGUAACGCAACGUAGUUCCUUUUUCAAUUUGGCACGCAGGCGCUUGCUGCCCACCUGCAUGCUUGCGCAAUAGUCCCUUCACAUUGACUCGUUCUUCCGACCUGCGGUUAGUGUGUACUAGUGCCAGUCAGAGUCCUGCACGGGUCUUAUUUUGCAAACCCGCAACCGCCCGUACCCACAAUACUUAAAGGUCCCUUGACAUGCCACCAGGUGUGAGUUUGAUUUGCCUUUCAAGCCGUUUUGAAAAUUUGCCCCUUAUGACAUCACAAGUGGGCACAAGUAUCCACCUAGAUGUGUGCUGGAAAUAUCAUUCUACCAGCCUACCCAGUGGACUGUAGCAAACGUUGCUCAUCUAUCCGUCACACAUCUAGGUGGACACGCCCACUUGUGAUGUCAUAAGGGGCAGAUUUUCAAAACAGCUUGUAACAGCUAACACUGGUCGCAAGUUAUGGGACCUUUCUAAAACUGCAUCCGACCCUUGUUCCUACAGUAGCGCAAAUUAUAUUCCGCACCCGACCCGCUAUAAAUUGAAACCGACGCUCGACCCGUACCCGAAGGAAAGUUAGACACAUUAGAUGGAAUGCCGGGGAAUAACACUAUCUGGUGUUUGGCGUGGUGCUUUAGAUUGCUGUGCAACAAAGCACAUCACCCACUGUUGACGGGUUUUAGUUGACUCUUCCGCUCCUGAUAAACAUAUCCAGAGAAGUCUCCCGCGCAAUCACAAAACCCGCCAUCGACCCGAGCUGUUCAGGCGUCCGACCCGAACCGCACCCAUGUCCGACAUAGUACAUUAUUUUUCAACCGCUUCAUCCAAUUUAUGCAGGUCACCUUCAUAAUUUAUUAGUAGUACAGUGAAAAUUAGUAAAAAUGUUGGCACGUUGAUUUACGGUGUGAGCCCCCUAAAAUUUCUGGUUGUGCCCCUCAAAUUUCAGUUGGGGGGCCACAGUGCUCCUAGUCUGGAGCCCUGCACUGACGUGGAGCAGCACUUUUGUCCAGGGUAUAAUAUGUAUUUCACGAUUACACGCGUUCCAAUAAUUUCUUGGAGGGAAAAGUAAUGGCUAUACUUCCAUUUAAAGAAGGCUAUUUUAAAUUAUUUUGGCUAAGCAUUCCUGCUUCUCGUUGACUCACCUGUGUCGUUUUGUGUCCGACUGCGUGCUUUCGAAUGUGUAAACAACACCUCUGAUUGGCUUACCGUGAGAUAUUACUCAGAUGUUACCUCAGCCAAUCGUCAUCAUGAGAGAGAGAGAUGUUAUUUAUAACACCGUUAUUCCCAUCCCUGAACAAGAGUGAAGCUCUUGCAAAACUGAACAUUGGCAUAUUUUUUCUAUAAUUUUUCGGGAGUUACAGGGAGAGGCUCAAAGAUCAACCAGUUGAUUGCGAUCGACGGGUUGGCGAAAACUGCUGUAGAGAGACAGGAAGUGAUGUAACUUCAUCAGGAUGGUGAAACAGCUGGUGUUUCUUCACCAGGGAUGUCAAUCACUCAUGUCUAAACUAAUGUGCCAGUCCUCCACUCACUGGCCAGCAUUCCGUAAGCUGACCCUGUUAACUCAUUACUUAGUAGCCGUUAAGAAGACUCUUAACAAUUGAAGUAGUCCUGGAAAGUUAUGGGACCACUCUGGCGUUCCCAUCUGCUCGUUCACUGACACGGUGGACUGUUCAUUUAGGGACCUCUCACCUAGUCUUUGGGCUAGUCUGGCUGACCCCAGAUGGUACCAAGUCUUUAGCACCUCCAAAGACCUCACCUGCGUAUUCAAGAGCUCCUCGCUUAAAGCUCACCUGUUCUCUUACUAGAACCUGCUUCCUGUCCUGCUGGAGCCGCCGUGGGGGCUGUGGCCAAUCAGAUCUCUGCCAUCCAUCUGACCAAGCUGACCAUGCCCUCCUUAUCUGCAUCUUUCUCCCCACACCCCCCCCUCAAGGGGGAGGAGGAGUAUGACGGAGGCGUGAAGCUCUCUGGAAAUGAGUGUUUUGCUAAGCAGAUGGAAGGUGAAGAGGAAGAGUUUCCUGAUGAGGUGGAGAAAGGAUGCGAUGAUGACGAAAGUUCUGACUGUUCUUCUAUCAUCUGUGUUCCCUAUGCUGCUGCUGCUCUCGAUCCUCUGUACAGCGUGGAGGACUCUGUGGGUGUGGAAGUGAGGUCGGCCCUGGUCCCCAGCCUGUUCCCCUUCUGCCCCCCCACGCUGUACUUCAGCAGGGCCAACGAGAGAGUGGAGAUGCUUCCUCAGGAAAAGAGGAGGCUUCUGAAGUGGAAGAUGAGCUCGGUGACUCCAAACGUGGUCCGACACAUCAUCGCCAGGUCCCACUUCAAGACCACAAAAAGUACGGCCACACACUUUUAGGGGGGGUUGACUGCAUGGCCCAUGAGCUACAGCUGGGCUCAAACCGGCCAUCAAGUGCCCAGACAGCUGCUCUAUACAAAGCAUGUUUAUUAUGUAAUGAUUGAUCAAUCCAUUUAAUAGUUAAUGAAAGUAAUGUAGAAUGACUUCUCUGCAAAAGAUCUGGUGCUGUAUUGUAAAAUUAUCUUAAAAAUAUGUUUGAUAACGCUCAAUAGUUCAACAUGUAUAGAAUUGUUACAUAAUGAAUAGAUGAACACAAGUUAAAAGAAAAGUUGAAAUGUCUAGUGUGUAGAAUUUAAGAGCAACUAGCGGUGAGGUUGCAGAUUGCACCAAACUUAAUAUUAUAAUUAAUUAACGGUGUCCGUACGAGCCUGGAUUGUGUGAGUUGUCCUGUACUGGUCUGUAUUGUGUGAGGGGUCCUGCACUGACCUGUAUUGUGUGAGGGGUCCUGUACUGGCCUGUAUUGUGUGAGGGGUCCUGUACUGGCCUUUAUUGUGUGAGGUGUCCUGUACUGGCAUGGAUUGUGUGAGGUGUCCUGUACUGCCCUCUAUUGUGUGAGGUGUCCCGCAAAAAAAGGAUUGUUUGAGAAAUGCUGCUGGCAUCUUAUCAGUUAACAACUGGUCAAUUCAAGUAUCAAAAUGUGUAUGUAUUUUUAAGUUAUUCACUGACAGAAUGACACAAAUAAUAUUUAUAAUAAUAAGUUAUUUAUUAUUGAAUAAAUUAUUAUUUAGUUAUUUUUUGUAAUAUUAUUAGUAGGACUGUCAAAUAAACGCGUUCAUUUUGAUUAAUUUAUCACAGAAAACAUAACGCGGUAAAAAAAUUAACGCAGAUUAAUCGCGCUUCUAUAGUACCCUUUGACCCGGUGCAUAAUUUGCGUUGAAACAAAAUGGAGGCAAACGAGAAGACGCUGCUCGGCCCCGUGAACGAAAAGUUCAAGUUUAAACUCCCAGACGGAACUUUAGAUAAUGAUAAUAAUAAAUGAAAUUUAUAUAGCGCUUAAUAUGGUACUCUAAGACGCUUUACAUAUUGCCCUAUCAAAACUAUGUAAAACAGACUAGGAAUAAAAGAAAAACAGAGGUUAAACAUGAAGAAUAAGGUGGGAGUUAGGUGGGGAAGGCUAGUGUGAAAAGGUAUGUUUUGAGGGCAGAUUUGAAAGAAGAGAGGGUUGGAGAGACUUUGAUGUGGGAGGGGAGUGAAUUCCAAAGGGUGGGGGCAGCAACUGAGAAGGCCCGAUCACCCCAAGUCCGUCGCUCAGUCCGUGGAACUUGUAGCAGGUUGGCAGAAUUGGACCUGAGGAAUCGGGAGGGGGCGUGGUGAUGGAGGAGGUCGGCAAGGUA
Molecule: messenger RNA, 4204 nt
Organism: Gadus chalcogrammus (walleye pollock)
Lineage: Eukaryota; Metazoa; Chordata; Actinopteri; Gadiformes; Gadidae
Product: tubulin monoglutamylase TTLL4-like
Exons: 5
Coding region: 2409-2870 (153 amino acids)
Source: RefSeq, a predicted model, not a curated record